Messenger RNA from Brugia malayi, 2817 nucleotides. RefSeq names its product metabotropic glutamate receptor subtype 5a (mGluR5a), putative (gene Bma-mgl-2). The record is from RefSeq and is a predicted model, not a curated record. Gene Ontology annotation, cellular component: postsynaptic density membrane. Lineage: Eukaryota; Metazoa; Nematoda; Chromadorea; Rhabditida; Onchocercidae. The transcript has 15 exons. The coding region runs from base 1 to 2817 and encodes 938 amino acids. Gene Ontology annotation, molecular function: adenylate cyclase inhibiting G protein-coupled glutamate receptor activity; G protein-coupled receptor activity involved in regulation of postsynaptic membrane potential. Gene Ontology annotation, biological process: G protein-coupled glutamate receptor signaling pathway; regulation of synaptic transmission, glutamatergic.
AUGGAGCAAUCUAUUGCAUUUCUACGUGAAGGUGUUGGUCAGUGUUCGUGUACUUCCACACCAGGUUGCCAGAAAAAAACCGCUCCGGUUGUAGCAGUUGUUGGUCCAGCAAAAAGUUCCACCACAAUUGCGGUACAAAAUUUGCUGCAAGUAUUCCAUAUACCUCAAAUUGGAUAUGGUGCAACAACGGCUGAUCUUUCUGAUAAAGAGCAAUAUGGUUAUUUCAUGCGUGUGGUACCAGCGGAUACGUGGCAGGCUAAAUUGGUUGUUGCAAUGUUGGAACACUUUAAUUGGACUUACGUAGCUGUUGUUUAUUCCGCUGGAAACUAUGGUGAAAAAGGAUUUGAAGAAUUGGAACGAAUGAUUAAUAAUGAUCUAUCAGAAAAUGUUUGCAUUGCAUAUUCGGAAAAAGUAAAAAGUUUAGCGGAACCGGCUGAAUUCGACAAAAUUUUAAAUUCAUUAAGUAGUCAAAAAUCGGUACCACAAGUAGUCGUAUGUUUUUGUGAAGGUCUUACAAUGCGUGGAAUGUUUAAAGCACAACAACGUCUCCGAAGAAGAAAUCCGGAAAUGCGACCAUUUCAAUGGAUUUGUAGUGAUGGUUGGAAUGAUAGAUUAGACGUGGUAAAUGGCGUAGAACUUGAAGCUGCCGGAAGUUUUUCCAUUAGGAUACAUUCACCACAUGUAAAAUGGUUUGAUCAGUAUUAUUUCUCCUUAAAUCCAGAAAAUAAUACACAUAAUCCAUGGUUUCGAGAAUUUUGGCAAGAGAAAUUCAGUUGUCAAUUUACAGUUCCUAAAGAUGAUUUUGAAACAAAAGUUUGUACUGGACAAGAGAAUCUUGCAAUAAAUUACAAACAGGAUGCAAAAUUGAGUCAAGUUGUAAAUUCAAUUCGUGUUGUUGGAUUAGCCCUUCAAGCAUUGUACAACGAUCGUUGUAGAGAAAAUUCAACAAUGUGUACGGAAAUAUUUGCAUUAAAUGGUACUUUACUUCUCAAAUAUAUGCUCAAUGUUACAUUUGUUGAUCAGUUCAAUCAGGAAGUUUAUUUCGAUACAAACGGUGAUCCACCUGCAUGGUAUGAUGUUUUAAACUAUGUUGGUGGUGAGGAAGGUUUUCGUAUGGUUGGUGAAUAUCGAAAAAAACGUCUUGGCAAAUAUCGUUUAAAAAUUACAAAAAGUGAUAUUAUGUUUUAUGAUAAAACAAAUCAAAUUCCAGAAUCAGUUUGCAGUAAACCAUGUAAAAUUGGACAACGACAACGUGAAACAGCUGCUUGUUGUUGGAUUUGUGAAGAUUGUUUAUCUCAUCAAAUUAUUGACUAUACGACACGUACGUGUCAGAAUUGUACACUUGGAUGGUGGCCUAAUGAUGAUCAUACAACCUGCUAUCCUUUGGUACAUGAAGGACCAGAUUGGUCAUCUACAGGUAUCAUCCUAGCUUUAUUACUUGCAUCAUUGGGUAUAAUAAUGACAUCAUUCACCGUAUUAAUAUUCAUUCGUUACAAUCAUACACCUGUCGUGAAAUCAACAACCAGAGAAUUAUCUUACAUAAUUCUAAGUGGUAUUACUAUUUGCUAUGCAGUAUCAUUUGCUGUACUUGCUACGCCAUCAUUUAUAACGUGUUUUAUAUCACGUACGCUACCUCCUGUUGCUUUUUCAAUGAUUUAUUCAGCACUUCUCACAAAAACAAAUCGUAUUGCUCGUAUUUUAGCAGGUAGCAAAAAACGAAUUUUAACAAAAAAACCGCGUUUCCUCAGUACUGCAUCACAAGUGGUAAUAACAUGGAUUGUUAUUUGUAUUGAAUGUGUUAUUGUUGCUGCUGGUGUAAUGGGUGAAAUGCCACAAGCUGGUUUUGAUCCAUAUUAUCAACCUCAACGUAUGGUACUCGUCUGCUCAACCACAACAUUUGCCUUUUUGACACCAUUUUUCUGGAAUCUUUUCCUGAUAUCACUUUGUACAUUGUAUGCAGUUAAAACGAGAAAUUUACCGGAAAAUUUUAAUGAAGCAAAAUUUAUUGGUUUUACUAUGUAUUGUACUUUGGUUGUUUGGUCAGCAUUUAUUGUUCUUCAUUUUGGUACAACAAAUAAAGCACUCACUAUGAGUUUUUCAUUCAGUCUAUCAGCCAGUAUAGCCUUAGUAUUAUUAUUUUUUCCAAAACUUUAUAUUAUUUUAUUACAUCCGGAAAAAAAUGUUCGAGCAAGUUAUACAACAACUAAAUUGAUACGUUGCCAUUUUGGUAAUUCACAAACAACAGAAAGAACUAGCAAAGAAACAAAUAAUUGGAAAUCUGGUUCCAGUCAGCAUUCUCUUUCAAGGAGUGAAGCUGGAUCACAGAUCAGGCAUAGCUGUCGAAAACGGAAGCCAUCAGUUUAUAUAAGUCAAAGUCCAUCACAAGAUGCAUCAACACAAACUGAAUCUAGCAAAAUAACUUCAAAAUUUGCUCGAACAUUUUCUAUAAUUAGUGGUAGUCUUGGAGCUACUGGUGCUACUAAUGGUACUCAACGUGAGGUUAAACAAUUAGAGGUAAAUGAUGAAGUGCAAGAAUUAAUUGAUUCCUGUCGACGAUAUCAGAUUUCACAAAGUGAACGAUUGCAUGGCUCCGUAAAAAAUUUAUUAUUGGUUGAAAAGGAAGAAAAAAAUGAAAAUAUUGGUUGCCUGAUUGCCGGUUCAAUGCAAACCGUUCUCAAUACAGUUUCAAAACAAGUAUUACCCAUGGGUUCAUCACUACCACAUACUCAAGUAUCCAACGAGGAUAGUAAAUUUGAGCAGCUAUUGAAAAGUUGUGGUAUGGAACCUUUGCAGUUGACAAAUGCGACACCACUAUGA